Chinchilla lanigera (long-tailed chinchilla) is the source of this 4184-nucleotide messenger RNA. RefSeq lists its product as uncharacterized. Gene Ontology annotation, cellular component: membrane. Gene Ontology annotation, biological process: nucleobase-containing compound metabolic process; G protein-coupled receptor signaling pathway. Lineage: Eukaryota; Metazoa; Chordata; Mammalia; Rodentia; Chinchillidae. The record is from RefSeq and is a predicted model, not a curated record. Gene Ontology annotation, molecular function: ATP binding; hydrolase activity, acting on acid anhydrides, in phosphorus-containing anhydrides; helicase activity.
AUGCAGCAGAAGAGGCCCCAGCAUGUCUUCUGUGUAACUAGGGAGUCUGAGGGUGAGCAGGAAAUAGCCACUGCGCUUCCUGCCCUAGUGUGUACUUUAGAUCAUGAAGCCUGCCUUCACCGAAGGAGCACCAGUGUGCGCAAGGAUGGAGACGUGGUGAUUGGGUGCUUUUUGUCUCUUUAUUUCUAUAUCUACUAUACUGGUAUCUUUGGUAUAAAGCCUACUAGAGAAUUCUAUUUCAUUCCGCUUAUGCCCAGCAACUACCAAAACUACCUGGCCUUCACUUUUGCCAUAGAAGAGAUCAACAGGAAUCCUCAUCUUUUACCCAACCUUUCUCUAGGCUAUGAGUUCCAUAAUUUGAUUUAUAGUCAUUGGAGGAUACUAGAGAAUUCCUUCAUUUUGCUCAUGGGACAACACGAGAUCCCUAAUUACACAUGCAGGAGGGAAAGCAAGUGUGCAGCAGUACUGACAGAAAUGCCAUGGUGCACCUCUGCUCAGAUUGGACCACUGCUGGAACUCUACAGAUUUCCCCAGGUGACCUUUGGCUCAUUUGAUCCUACACUGACUGACAGUGGCCAGUAUCCUUCUCUCUAUCAGGUGGCCCCAAAGGACACAUAUUUGGCCCUUGGCAUGGUGUCCUUGAUGCUUCAUUUCCGCUGGACCUGGGUGGGCCUGCUCAUCACAGAAGGCCAGAAGGGUCUUCAGUUUCUGUCAGAUGUCAGAGCUGAGAUGGACAGGAACAGAGUCUGUGUAGCCUUUGUGAAAAUGGUCUCAACUGUGGCUGUGUCACAUCUGGCAGCCACACAGAAACAUGAUAUCCUGACUGCAGAUACAUCAUCAGCCAAUGUGGUGGUUAUUUACUAUGAUACCGAUAGUACACAUGAUGUAAACUACAACAUAGUGCAAGACUUAGUGACGUGGAAAGUCUGGAAUCGUUUUGACACAGCCAUGAGUGAUGGGAGCUACAAUAUAUACAAUGCUGUGUACGCUGUGGCCCAUGCCCUCCAUGCGAUGCUUUUGGAAGAAGUACAAAGGCCGCCAAUGAGAAAUAGACAAGUCAUGAUGUUUUCCCCCUGGCAGCUGCACCGCUUUCUGAAGAACAUCCAAUUUCACAAUCCUGCUGGAGACCAAGUGAACUUGGAUGACAGAAGAAAACUGGACUCAGAACUCCCCGCUCAGUAUGCAGUGAAAGUUGCAAUCCUGGAUUUAGAAAAAGCCCUCAAGAGGGAAAGGCUGCCUGUUGUUUUGAUUGUACCCCUUGUGCAGACAAUGAGAUCACCAAUGGCACAGUCCUGCAGCAUGCCCAGCGCCCUUGCACGGCCAGUUUCAUUUGUCCCAUGCGGGCAGCAGCCUGUGCCUUUGAACCCUGGAUCCUAUUGGGUGACUGGGCGGAGAGCCCGUGCUUCUUGCGUGGUCCCGCUGCGGACCCCUGGCCUGGUUGUGUGUCGAGGAGCCAGUGGGGUUCUGCAGAGGGAUCCUGCCCCGCACACGGCGCUCAGCUGCUGCGGUCUGCUCCCUGCACCGCACACAUCCAGUGAGCAUCUUGGGGAUGAUGAGAAGGCAAAGAAGUGGGGGCACUCUGACCUGUUUAUUUCACCCUUAGGGAACAUCAAGCGGAACCCCAACACCAAGAGCCUCUUGAAGACAGGGACAGAGCUGAAGACCAUCAACCACUUCCUCUUCCAGAACCAGGUGGACAGCAUCAACCUGUUUAAGGUGCAGCGGUACUGCGAGAGGAGCAAGGUCAGCAGGAAGCUCUGCGGCUUCACGGAACGCUACGGCGCCGUCCUCCCGCCGCCCCGGGAGCCGUCCGGGCUGGCCGGGCUCCAGCGCUUCCUGCAGAGCGUGCAGCCCGCGGUGAGCGAGGCGCCCGCCGCGCCCCUGGAGGAGGCCGAGGUCGGGGCCACGCGGGCCGCUUCCCCGCUGAUGCACAUCGAAGGCUUCCUCGCGGCCCUCACCACCGCCAGCCAGGACGGCAGGGUCAUCCUGAGCCGCCAAGGCAGCCUCAGCCAGAGCAGCCUCAAAUUCUUGCUCCUGAAUCCAGCUGUGCACUUUGCCCAGGUGGUGAAGGAAUGCCGGGCGGUGGUCAUUGCAGGUGGCACCAUGCAGCCGAUUUUCUCAAAAUCAGCAUGGGAAGCCCCUGCCUGCCCUCCUGAUCCUGUCGGCGGGACCCGGCCCGAUGUCUCCUUAUGUUCACGCACAACAGAGCGACGUCUCAGUGGAGGGCGGCACGUGGCCCUUGGUGCCAGGGCGCCCGCUCGCUCCCGACUGUCACUGCAUGGGCCACGUGGCAGGGACACCCAGGACAUGCGUUUUGAAAAGCAUGAGUGGGUAUUGAUAUUCCUGAGUCAGAAUCAAAGAGUUAACUUAUUUGCCCUUGUACCUUUCUCAGGGCAGAUGGGGCGUGGCGGAGUAAAUAAGUGUGUGUUCAGUGACAACAAAACAGUGUCUGUGAUAUCUGGCUGCUCAGUGAACAUUUGGUUUCUUAUUAGAAACGAGUACCAGCGCCAGGUCCUUGCCCACUGGGACAAGAGUAACCUGCUGGCUGGCCUCGCUGUCAGGAAAAAGGUGAGUGGCCCUUUGCCUGGCACACACCCUCCCAGGUUGGCAGUGCCCCCAGAGCUCCGGCUGGAGUCCUCACGCUCCCUAAACCCAGAUGGUUCCACUUCUCCUGGUCCCUCACCCGCACCAUGUCCAUCUCCGGUCUCUGGGUCCUGGCCAAAGGGACCCCCAAGGAUGAAUGCCCUAAGAAGGGCUGUCCACACAGUGCAGACGGGAGACCUCACAAUCCUCGGCCCUUUUCUGGGAUGCUGUCUCUCCCUCCCUAAGAACCAGAAAGCCAGCCAGGUGGAGCAGGUGCUGGCGGCAUACUCCAGGUGCAUUAAGAGCUGUCACCAGGCGGGAGGCCCGGUGACCGGGGCCCUGCUCCUGUCUGUGGUGGGAGGGAAGAUGAGCGAAGGGAUCAACUUCUCCGAUGACCUGGGCCGGUGCGUGGUGAUGGUGGGCAUGCCCUACCCCAACGUCAGGUCUCCCGAGCUACAGGAGAAGAUGGCCUACUUGGACCAGUGCCUUCCUAGGAGCCCAGGGCGGGUGUCCCCGGGGAAGGCGCUGGUGGAGAAUCUGUGCAUGAAAGCUGUCAACCAGUCCAUAGGCAGGGCCAUCCGGCACCAGAGGGACUUCGCCAGCAUCGUGCUCCUGGACCAGCGGUACGCCCAGCCCGCUGUCCUGGCAAAGCUGCCGGCCUGGAUCCGGGACCGCGUGGAGGUCAAAGCCGCCUUUGGCGCCGCGUUCGCCGCACUGCGGAAGUUUCACCGGGAGAAGGCGGGGCCGCCCUGACGGGGGCCACAACACUGCGUGUCCUGGUCCCUCCCGUGCCUGAGAUGGAGGAUCCCGUGUGCAGCUUUCAGGGUCCACGCCUGUUCCCCAGAGCCAGCAGGUGCGGGGUCCAGGGCUGCACGGCGAAGCCAGCAGGAGCGGAUUCAGCGUGUCCCUCAGGAGCAGAGGGUCCCCAGGGCAGCUCCCGCUGGGACUCCUGCCGCUCAGGGGGGCCUGGGGUCAGCUCCCUGCCUGCCUUGGAGAGAGCAGCAGCCCCCCGCCCCACCAUGGCACCCACCUUCCCCAGGCGAGCCCCACCCUGCCUCUGCCCUUCCUGAAGAUGCGCGGGGACCCUGUGUCCAUCACCGAGACACUGAGUGGGAAGCUGCCCUUCCCCGCCCCGCACGCCACUCCUGUUCCCACACCCCUCUUCUCGCCUCAGCCCAGAGAAGGGGGCCUCGGUCCCCUGCACCUUCUACCCCACUGCUGGACCCCACGGGGGAGACAGGCCCGGCUCCAGGAGCGUCCGCGUCCUGCCCGGCCGCGCUUCCUGCUGCGCCGUGCGCGCCUGCCGUGGGCCCGUCUCCCGUGCCCCUGUGGAUUCGGUGCUUUUCCUCCCACGCCGCCUUGGAGAGGACCGCGCUGGGCGGUGUAGGGAGGGGCUGAAGCUGGAGAUAGAUCUCACACGAGGCGAGCCCCGAAAACGGGCUGCCAGCUCAGAACGGGGUGCUCGGGCCUGCGUGCAGAGCUGCCGGACGGAGGAGCUGGAGCUGCCAUCACCCUCCCGAGACGGUCAAUAAACGCGCGUAGGCGGCGGAGCAGUCCCUCCCUCCCCUCAGAGAGAGGCUCCACUGACCUCAGCUAACGUC